AUGGAUAUUGCCCCGGCGGACAAGCGCCGGAUUUUCAUGGCCUACAGAUCCGUUUUCUCAUCUACCACUGCGCAGCUCCGAAAGCGAAAGAAAAUCAAGCAGGUGGUUCUCAAGCAUGGAGGGCGAUCGCAGGACUUAGUCAAGGAACUGGGCCUUGAGAAGGUUGUCUUCAUAUUGACCCAUCUACUGGAGAGGCAUUUGUUUGAGUCUGAGUUGAAAGCCAAAGUCGAGUUCCCUGAGCUCUAUGACGCAGAAUCAUCCAGAAGCAUUCGGAGAGCUGCCUCGGAGGACGUGGCAGCCCGUUCAGAGAGCGAGGCACUCGACGCCAUCGACGCCGAGAUACACGACGCUGAAAACACGACUGCUGGGCCGUCAUCAAAGCAGUGCAUGCUUCCAGCGCCACCCCAAGAUUCCUUGGAUACGUCACAUGGAAACGCGAAUGCGUCGGCCGACGAUGACCCCGAUCUCACUCUUUAUCCGUCUUACGUGCCCUACAAAGCACAGCAUCUCAUCCUUACGACAGCUCAACGUGUUUUGGAAGAAUGUUGCUUUGACUUCGCAAAGAUGUGGUUGUCAGACGUGUUAAUCAGCCAAGGAUGGGACUGUUCGGAGGCUGCAGAGCUGACAGAAUGGCUCACUAUACUGAACAAUCGUUGUGACAAGAUACCAGCCUACGCAUUCGCCGUUCAAGGUACUACGAUAAAGGGCAUCAUCGCUUCAACCAGGCGAUUGCGUCACACGGCCGUUCAUCGCCUACCAAUGACCGCCCGAGGGGUCUGUCAGCUCGUACAGAAUGGAGCAAAGCUCUCGGAAGCCUUGCGCGAUCCACUACGUACAGCGCAGCUAGAGGCCGUUGCGCAGAUGCUUGGGUCACUGACUCGGGAUAUGGAGUUGCACAAGAACUUCUUGGAGAACUCCCUAGAUAUAAACCUCAAGACGAUUCGGCAGCAGCGGGAAGAGUUGGACCAACGCGAAGCGACCCUCAUAGCCAUGACGAAGAAGGAGGAUGCUGAGAAGAAGAAGUCGGUGGGCUCACUAAUUGAGGACUCGGUACGCAGGAUUAUGCAUGGGAAAUCUGAUCUUUCGCAUCCCCGUGAGGAGGAAUUGGGCUCCUUCGACGAGAUCAGCAGUGCUGGAGAAACCUGA
Molecule: messenger RNA, 1146 nt
Organism: Diplodia corticola
Lineage: Eukaryota; Fungi; Ascomycota; Dothideomycetes; Botryosphaeriales; Botryosphaeriaceae
Product: ubiquinol-cytochrome-c reductase cytochrome c1
Exons: 2
Coding region: 1-1146 (381 amino acids)
Source: RefSeq, a predicted model, not a curated record